AGCUUAUGGGCACCGUAAAAGGCCUUUUAAUAAAAUAUAUAUAGAAACGUUAUCAACAAGUAUUAACAGUAAUAGUGUUGAAGAACUUUCAUUGUCAACAGAUAAAUUGCCUUUUUUGCAGAACACAUCGUCUGUUCAAUUAAAUCUGUUUCAAUAUUAUAGUGGACAGUUGUUCAAUCAUGAUGUUUUAAAAUGGAGAUACAUUAAUGAAGCUAUGCAUAUAGUUCUAAUGAAUGACUAUGAUUCGAACACUGGUGAUUUCUUAGUAAGUAACUUUAAUAUUCUUAUUAAUAGUUUUUUUUUACAUAUUUAUGUCAAUACAAAAUUUGUAUUUUCUGUAUUUUUUUAAUUUUGAGAGAUAUUUUCUAUUCAUUGUAUGCACUGAAUAAAAAUUUUUUUUUUUAUAUUAUUUGUUUUUUAGUGUAAUGACUUCAUUCAUAUAAGUGUGUAUAAUUCAACUUUAUCUCCAAUAUAUAAUUGUUCUUGCAAAAUAUUUUCUGUUUCAAGCGGCAAUUUAGAUGAUGCUGUUGUAGGUUUUUGUCUACAUGUUUGCUUGUUAAAAAGUCUUCUCUCUGUUUUGGAUUCAAAGCCAGUUUUAAGUGAUACACAUUACAUUAAUGUUUCUGUAGUAAACAAAGGGCUCAAGUUUUCUUCUAUUUCAGUAAUUGAAUUACCGUCGCGACUUAAUGUCAAUAAGUUUUGGCAAACCAAUCUGUGGCAAUUGUAACUGUGUAUAAAGUUUCAGGUAGUAACAAGAGAGUCAUUCAAUGGCACAACUCAUUAUGUAUGAUUAAUGAGCUCUUAAAUACUUAACAAGUGAUUCUGAAGUUUGUUGUCAUCUAAUCAAAUUUAGAGAAUGCUGGGAUUUAAGUUCUAUUAGUGGCAACUUAAAUGAUGAUUUUGAUGAUUACAUUUUACCAAUGGAUGGUAUUGAACUUCCUGACCAAAAGUGGAUUGAUGUAUUUGAUGAAGUUACUGGUCUUUGGAAAUUUGGGAUAAAUAAUCCCAGUAAACAAAAAGUUGAUCAAGACCCAUUUUCACCACAAUUUUUUUUUUUAUUAUUAUUAUUUUAGUUCACCUCUUCAAGGCCGAGAAGGCCACUACAGACGAGGAGGCUACUUAUUUGUGGCUAUAACCCUCUCUCAACUCUAUAACUCCGAAGCACGAACCUUGACGAACAAGGCCGCUGCGCGGAGAAACAAGUUGAGCGCGGUACUUCCAGGGACGUGGUGGGGAUCGAACUCGGAACCACUCGUUUAUGAAGCGAGCGCUCUACCACUACACCACUACCGCAGUUAGUGGAACAACUAAAUAUACGAAGCAGAUGGAUACAUAAUCAAUCAGUUUAUCCAUUUUUGGAUGGCAUUUGUGAAUGUGUGGCUGGAUGGACUAACAAUACUUACCCAGAAGGAAGAUUUUUUCCCAAUGGAACAUCCAGUUUAUAUACUGACAGAGGUGUUAUAUUGUUACAGGUUUUUCUUCUACGUUGUGUCAAUUUGUCAUGUGUUAGGUUUUGGGACGGUGCAGAACAUUGUGUAUAUCGAUUGUCUUCAUCUACAUGUGCUGGUUAUGACAUUGGUUGGGACUUUGUUGAUUCAGUUCAAACCAGUGGUCAAACUUUUAGUGGUUUUGUUACCAAUAUGUCCAAUAGAUACAAGCGUAUGAAUAAUGCAGUAUCGUUUAUGUCUAAUUCUGUUUUUAUUGAUUGGUUUUUUGGAUGGGCUUCUCACAUGGGGAUUGACUUCCGAGAACAAUGUACAAUGUGCGGAAACAGCAAUCAUAUUUUAGCAUGUGAUGGAACAAAACUUGGCAUUGGCUUUAAACAAACAUUUGUAAAAGCUAUAGAAACUCCUGAGAUUGAUGAAGUUCCAGAAACAACAUUCCGUAGGUUUGAUCGUUGCUUCAUCCCUAACACUAAAGAGAAAGACCCUAAAGAUUUUGCACAUGCAAGGAAAGUUAUCCGUACUAUUUGUGAAAUAAUAAAGAAUUGUGAUGAUGUUGAUAAUGUAUCAUUUUUAGCAAGUUCUAUAGAUUUUUUUAUACCUCUCUUUGCUAAGGCUGCUUUCAACAGGAUGGUUAUUGGGAAAGAGUGUACUCUGCAAGAAAGAAGAGCAGAUUUCUUUUCGUUACUUGGAACUGAUGCAUCAAUGGACUCCUUAAUUCCAUUUAGAUUCUGUUCAGAUGUAUCAUCUUUUAUGAUGUUGGUGCUGGAAAAUACUGUUUCAAUUGAGGAGCUGAAUAGUUUUGUGCAUGAAUCAAAAUAUUAUUGCCCAGAAUUGUCAUGCCUUGUGUUUACUUCUUUUAAUAAUAUUUCUAAUAUAAAGCCAUGUUAUGAUGUAGCCAUGCUUGUUGACUAUAUUGCAAAAGCAAUAAUUAACAUCCAUACUUUCAAUGAACCUAGUGCAGAUGCAAACAUAAUUGAUAACUCGUAUAAUUCAGCAAAAUUUGGUCGCGCAUAUUACUUUACCCCACACGGAUGUCAAAUUCGAAGAAUGCGUCAUUUUACUAUAGAUAAAGAAGAUCAUAAAAAAUCUGUUUUUGAUGACCAUCCUGAUGUCAACUGUGAUAAACAAUUUGCUUCUGUUUCAAAGAAAGGAACAACUUAUGCUUUUUUUUGGUUCUGUCCUGUUCAUGGGCAUUGUUAUGGUUUUCAUGUAAUACCAGGUAGCGAAGGUCGAAAAGACCCUGCUGCAUCACUAUAUACCCAUUGUCCAGAAGCCCCAAAUGAUUUAUUUUAUGACUUUGCCUGCAAUUUGUCAGAAUAUUGCAAAAACAGAGAAUCACAGUACUUUGCAAAAACUCGUUUUUUCCAUGACAUUUUUCAUGGAUAUACGCAUAAAUGUUCAAAUGUCUUUAAAUAUAGUCGUUUGACCUCCUCAUCUCUGGUAAAUACAUCAAUAUGUGAACAAUUUAACAGCUACAUUCAAAAAAUCAAACGGUCUGCAAAGCUUAUGUCUCAAGCACAUUUUAUGUUUUAUUUGCAAUUUUUUGUGCAUCUUUGGAAUAAAUCUAAACGAAUUUCAUUUCAAAGAAAGCUAAACAUUGCUCAUCAAGGAUGCAAAACAUAAGCAAUUAGUUAAUUUAAUACUAUUUAAAAUUAUUUUAUUCACACUCCUGUCUUAUAUGUAUGUUAUAGAUGUUGGAAAGUAUACUUAAAAAAUACAAAUUUAAA
This is a messenger RNA of Hydra vulgaris (swiftwater hydra), 3172 nucleotides long. The record is from RefSeq and is a predicted model, not a curated record. NCBI's taxonomy places the organism in Eukaryota, Metazoa, Cnidaria, Hydrozoa, Anthoathecata, Hydridae.